AUGUUUUUAAAAUUACCAGAUACUAAGUCAGGAGCAGAAAAGUGGCGGCCAAUGGCCAUUUCUAAUCCAUCAACACGCUUAAGAAUGGCGCGUUCAAUGCCUCAUUGGGUUAUGGCACAAGAACAAUCAAAAUCAGCAGAAAAAUUACGACGACCGCCAACACCACCUAAAAUCCCGCCACCAUCUCUAACCGGGGACUGCGGCGAUCCCGACUACGAAGUAAUCGAGUUCACAGGAAACCCCCAGCAGACUUCGAGGACUAAUAAUAACGGAAAAGCAUUAGAACUUACAAGAAUAACAUCAACAAACAACAAUAAUAAUGUCAAUAAAUGUGCUCUGUGCGGCGCGCAUAAUUUAUUCGCAAGAUGUGACGCGUGCAAUGAAAAUUUUUGUGAGACUUGCGACGACAUGAAUCAUAAACAUCCCAAACGACGUGGUCAUGUACGCAGACGAAUUGUAACUGAUCAUAACCAAAUGAAUUUUCGUACUAGACCACCAUUACCACCCAAAGGCGAAACUCCACUGAAUCCUCCAGUACCACCGCCGAGAAGAAAUCGUAGAAAUACUCAGGCAAGGCCGUCGGUUAAUCAGGAUCCAGGAGGCAUCUCGUUUUCCGAUAAAGUUGGAAGUUUGAAAAGAAACAGCAUCAAUGUCCAAGGAAGACCGUUGCCGUCUGCGCCAGAAUCAUCGUUAAUUGCAUCUAAGUCCGUCCAGUCGCUUAAUACUUCUAAUAAUGCUAAUGAUCCCAAUGGAGCUGGCAUGGAUAAAAUGUCAACACUUCAGGAGAGAUAUAGAAAGUAUCAGGAAGCUAUGAGAGCUCAGGAUGCAAAUAGAAGAAGAAUUCCCACACCAGAAACUCCUAGAGAAGCUCCAAGUCCUAGACCAGUGAGUCUUGGUAGUUCCAGAGGUAAUUUGAUGGUACCUCCACCACCUCCAAGAACUGGAAUGAUGCAAUCGUCGAGUGUUUGUGACUUGUCUUCUCAGAAUUUAUGGAACCCAGCAAUGCAACAGGCUCAGUCGAUGGCUCAUCUGACUCAGCGUAUGCCGAUGAUGUGGUACCCACCACCAGGAAGUCCCUGGGACAAUCCAAUCAGUGGUUCCACGAUGAGUUUGAAUCAUCCAGCAAUGUGGGGUUAUCCGAUGGGUUAUAAUCAAGCAAUGUUACCUCCUCAUUAUCCGUCGGCUAAUGUAUCCAGGUGCCCUAGUCCAGCGAGAAGCUACAAGUCUGGCAGACGCAGUAGAGCUGCUUCGCCGUCGUUCAGCCAAAAGUCUAGAAAAUCUGUAGUGUCGAGAGUAAGGCGGUCACCAAAUUCGACCGACGCGAGUUCUGAAGAAUCUGAUGACUCUGAUUUCGAUGAUCAGUUGUCCAGAAGCUCGAGAAAUCUUCGGAGGGGCAAUGUAUCCUCGAGGCGAAUCACGGGAUAUCAUGAUGUUGAUGACAAUAGGUCGACAAUGUCUCGAAGUCGUAGAGGAAACUGGAGAUCUGAGGAUAGAAUUAACGGAAUGAAUUCUUCAUCAUCACGAAAUUUGGACUAUGAAGAUUUAGAGUUUCGUUCUGUGUCUUCUAGACAGCAGUCAGAGAAUGACGAUAUUCGCAGAAGAAGAAAUACAAUGGAUCAUUAUUUAUCUUCGCGACAAAAUUCCGAAACUGAUGAUAGCCGUGGCCGUAAACGUACUGAGCCUACAAAUGUUAAUCCAGACUCACGAUCGCGUUUAAUGUCCUCUCGGCAUAACUCAGAGACUGAAGAUGAUCAUAGGUUGCGACGCAAAACAGAAUCUUUUAAUAAUGAUGAGAAACUGAUGAAAAAUAAUGGGACAUUACGGAGUCGUCGAAAGUCUAAUGCUGAAUACGAACGUGAAGUUUUAAACAAAAAAACGAAUUCAAAUACUACGCGAAACAGAUUUGCCAAUUCGUCUGAUAGUACUGGCGAAUUAAUUACGACUAAUAAUAAUAAUAAUAGUAAUAAUAAACGCGCUGAAUCAGUUGUUAGGGAAAUAAAAAAAUCUCCAUUGAGAGAAGUAAGAAAGUCAGUUGAAAGAGAAGUUAUCAGGGAACCAACUCCUAAAGAAUCAAUAAAAGAACCAACUCCAGAGAAAAAUCAUAAAGUACAGCCUGAUGAAAAUAUUAAACAAGAUAAAAUUAAUGAAGCGAAAUCUUCGGCAUCUCAGAUUAAAAAAACUUCUCAACAACCAGCAGCAGAAGAAAAGACUGAAGAAGAUAAAGAAUGGGCAUGUGAACAUUGUACGUUUAUAAAUGAAGCUAAAGAACGGGUUUGUAUUGUUUGCUGCAAAACAAAGCGGAGUGCACUCCCUCCCAAUCCGGAGAAUACUCCAGAAUCUUCAGAAAACGUUCAAGAAUCCACACCUGAACCCGCAACAAAGGUUUCCAGCAUAAAAAUGUCCAAUGGCGAAGAAAGCGGGGACAGCACUGCGACUACCCAAAGCAAAGAUGUAGAAAUAGUAAAAAAUGACCAAGAAUUAAAUUCAAACAUUGUUGAAGACAAUCAAACAAAUAAGUUAGAGUCGGUAUUAAAUUCAUCGCUUCGUGAAAACAUAAAAACUCAUGCUUCAAUAUCUACAUCCACUUCUCCUAUUAAGGAGUUGGAAGAAACUACUUCUGAAGUUAUAAAAACUCAAGAUAAUGUCCCUCCACCAGUUCCUACUGUGUUGUCGCCAACUCCUAUUCGAGCUUCAGAAACUCCUGACGUUGGACCUUCACCCGUCCCUUCGAUUGCUUCAAUAGAAAGGGGGACAUCACCUCCACCUCAAAGUAUCGCUACUCAGACUUAUGAAGUACCACCUAAAAAUAAUGGAGUUGGAAAAAAAUCCAAAGAAUAUCGCGAUCAAAAAGGGAUUUAUCAAGAUGAAAGUGAUGGCGAGGAAAUAAGAUACACAAAUAGUCCAGAUUUGUAUCCUCGAGUCCAUUAUCAGCAUAUUAAUCAACCAACUUCGUCUCAUGGAACAAGAAGAAAUUCUAUUGAUUCAACGCAUCUUUAUUUUCAUUCUAGGGACAUUAAUCAAUCGAGAUAUCAUCAAGACUCGCCAACAAUUGGACCGGUGUCUCCAAGUGUAUCGACUCUGACUCGUCAAGGCUUGGAGAUUGUUGAACUUUUACGUGAAGCUGAACGUCAAGGAUUUUCAGCUGAUGACAUUCAAGUGGCACUGGCACAAGGCGCUGUUAAUCCUAUUGAUUGGCUUAUAAAUCAGUGGCCACAUCUCAUUGAAACUGUUCAAAUUCUCGUUUCGACGAGGGGAAAAGAAAUGCCUGAUUGUAAAAAUGACAUUGGAUUUUUAUCGAUUGUUGAAGCGAAAGAAGUUUUGCGCGCCUGUAAAGGCGAUGUUUGGACGAGUGUCACUCGUGCUAUUCAACUCAGGCAACAAAAGUUGAUGUUGUUCGAGCACUUGAUAAUAAUGCAGGCAAUGAAGAUCGAUCCUAAGCUUUUAGUCCAACUUAAAGCACACAGAAAUACUGUACCUGUACCACGUCAUUGGUGCUUCAAGAGAAAGUACUUGCAGGGAAAGAGAGGUAUUGAAAAGCCUCCGUUUGAUCUUCCUGACUUUAUUAAACGGACUGGUAUCACUGAAAUGCGGGCAAGUCUUCAAGAGCGUGAUGACGGGCGUACUCUCAAGGCCAAAAUGCGGGAAAGAGCUCGGCCUAAGUUGGGUAAAAUUGAUAUUGAUUAUCAAAAGCUUCAUGAUGCUUUUUUCAAGUGGCAAACAAAGCCGCGUAUGACCAUUCACGGGGAUUUGUAUUACGAAGGCAAAGAAUUUGAGACUAGAUUGAAAGAAAAGAAACCUGGUGAGCUGUCUGAUGAAUUGAGGACUGCUUUAGGUAUGCCGGUUGGUCCUAAUUGCCAUAAAGUUCCUCCGCCAUGGUUGAUCGCUAUGCAGCGAUACGGACCACCGCCAAGUUAUCCAAACUUGAAAAUUCCAGGAUUAAACGCACCUAUUCCAGAAGGAUGUGCCUUUGGGUAUCACGCUGGUGGAUGGGGUAAGCCUCCGGUUGACGAGACUGGUAGACCGCUCUACGGAGACGUUUUCGGCGUCGCCAGACCUCUUGGUGGUGACAUUAUGGACGAAGAAGUCGAUCGUGGAAUGUGGGGAGAGCCGGAGUCUGAAUCUUCUGGUGAAGAAGACGAGGAUGAAGAUGGCGAGGAGGAAGGUGAUGCUGAUGGCAAAGACGUCGAUGGUGAUGGUAGUGGUCUGAUUACUCCUGGAGCCGAGGGACUUAUCACUCCAAGUGGUAUUGCUUCUAUUCCAGCGGGUCUUGAAACUCCAGAAACUAUUGAGCUGAGAAAGAAGAAAAUUGAGAGUGAAAUGGAGGGUGGUGAUACUCCGGCACUGUACACGGUGCUACAAGAAAGGCGCACUGAAGGGCUGGGUGCUAGCAUGAUGGGCAGUACUCAUGUGUAUGAUAUGACUGGAGCCGGUGGGCAAGCCCCGCCGUCUGUCAUCGCUGCGGCUCGACGAGGCAUGAGUGGCUCGGCUUCUGAGUCGAGGGUCGAGAAAGAUGGUACUGUCGAAGUGGCUCUAGAUCCUAGUGAGCUUGAUCUCGACUCAGAAGCCAUGGCUUCGAGCGUUUUUCGUGAUGAGAAGUCAACAGUCAUUAGCGGACUCGAAAGAUGGUAG
Cotesia congregata is the source of this 4629-nucleotide messenger RNA. NCBI's taxonomy places the organism in Eukaryota, Metazoa, Arthropoda, Insecta, Hymenoptera, Braconidae. The record is from the annotation of a GenBank genome assembly.